Apis florea (little honeybee) is the source of this 1073-nucleotide messenger RNA. RefSeq lists its product as uncharacterized. The record is from RefSeq and is a predicted model, not a curated record. NCBI's taxonomy places the organism in Eukaryota, Metazoa, Arthropoda, Insecta, Hymenoptera, Apidae.
CAGCGAACAAGAGUGCAUUCAAGUAUGCGAUUGACAGAUGCUCAAAUCUACGGUACAUUAUAUUUGGAAGAGAUGAAUCGUGUUUGAUAUUUCUGCAUUUUUCUAUGAAGGAUAAUCUUUUGUUCCUAUUAUCCUUCACGUAUUACGUGAAAAUUAAAUAUCGAUAUUUGGACACUUAUAUCGGUUAGAUGACGGCGAUACGCCGUGUGUUAACAGGUCAUGGGGGCCUGUUUCGGCCGCUGUAUUUCCAAAGUUACAGACUCCUUAUCAUACAGGUUUUAUCAAAGACAUACCAGUAUGUCCUACCAAGGAGACGAACAAGUUGAGUUUAUAGAUGAUAAAGGAGGUACAGAUCAAUCUAGAGGAUCAAAAACCCUGUUAUCGUUUCUCUCCUUAAAUCGAUUCAAGAAAAAAAAUGGAAUCCCUGUAACAUUGGAAUUAUUAGAAGAUGGAGCAUGGUCAAAGGGUAAAACUAACAAAUAUGCCAGAUUAAACUCUAGGAAUGAUGCUUCUACAAGUUCUGGAUUAGAUACACCAUUACAAAUUCUUGAUGCAAGAACAUUAAUGAAACAACAAGCAUGUGUUUCUUCUACUCCUGGUUCAUCAUUAGAUUUGGAAUGGGAACAUGAAGGAAUGCCUCUGCCAAUUAUGGAUGAUGAAAAAGUUGAAAGUACAGAUGGUUCUAUGACACAAACAUCAGUCAAUAAUAGCCAACCCUCUAGCUUGACAGCAUCUCCUUGGUCUAGAGUAUCAACACCAAAUAGUUUAGAAUGGGAUCCAGUAGAAGCAGAUAUGGUAUGUGUUGAUUUAGAGACUGAACAGCUUUUGACUGAAAUAGAAAGAUUAACGGAUAGAGCAUUAAAGGAAACGGGAGAAUGGACUAAUGCUAGUUGAUAAAUAAUGCAUUUAUAAUUAAUUGGGAUUGUUUGUAUUUUUGUAUUACAAAAAAGAGUACACAAUGGAAUUAAUAUAUAUAAAAUACUUUUAGAAAACAAAAAAAAAGAUUCUACUGUUUCAAUAUUUGUAUUGUUGAAACAAUAUGAAGAUAUAUUUAUAUUGUUUCAAGAUAUAUA